CUCCCCCCUCCUCCUCUCUAAUUCUCCCUGGAAUCACAGAACAACCCUCGGUGUGGCGUGGAGGCUCUCGGUCUGUGUGUGACUGCAGGACUCCUGAGCUGGUUUCAGACCCCCUGAGCUGGUUCGUUUGCAGUGAGCCGGUUCAGUUUGACCCGACUCCGAAGACCGCCUCGGGUUCAAGGUCUCCCCCUCUGCGGGUCUGCUGCAUCCCUUGGUUCUCUGCUUGCCGUGGACGGGGUCUCCAGCGGUCUGCCAGUCAAGAUGACCGCCCACCUGUCUGUGCUGGUGUGCGUUUCCGUGUUCCAUCUGUGCCUGGGGGACCAGCCGGUCCAGGAGGAGAUCAUCACGACCAAGAACGUGGCUCUUCUGGGCGGCUGGCUCGAGAGAAGCCCAGAAUCAGAUGACAUUCAGACGGCGGCCCGUCAUGCUGUGGACCAGUUCAACGUCAACUCCAGGGCCAAGAAGAACUUCAAACUGGUCUCCGUCACGUCUGCCAAGACCCAGGUGACCAACAUGAUCAACUUUAAAAUCGAGGCGAUCCUGGGAAAGACCAAGUGUCUCAAAGCUGAAAACCACGACCUGGAAACCUGCACCCUGGGCAAGAAGCGCGUGGUGUGCCACUUCGAGGUGACUUUCAACCCCCGCAAUAACAAAUAUGAGCUGGUCAGAUCUCCCUGCAGUAGGAUCUCUGCUUCCACCUCCUCUCCCACCACCUCCACCAGCUGAAGAGAAGCCCUUUAUCCAGCUCUCUGACGGAGAUCACCUGUUAGCUGGCACUUUGGAGUUUAUUGCUGUAGCUAAUAUUAUCUUCUCAAGUCUUGAUAUUGUGCUUAAAUUGAUGGACUUUCAUUAAAUAAACA
This is a messenger RNA of Lampris incognitus (smalleye Pacific opah), 860 nucleotides long. RefSeq lists its product as uncharacterized. The transcript has 4 exons. Lineage: Eukaryota; Metazoa; Chordata; Actinopteri; Lampriformes; Lampridae. The record is from RefSeq and is a predicted model, not a curated record. Bases 262 to 726 code for a protein of 154 amino acids. Gene Ontology annotation, molecular function: cysteine-type endopeptidase inhibitor activity.